Messenger RNA from Emericellopsis atlantica, 1671 nucleotides. RefSeq lists its product as uncharacterized. Gene Ontology annotation, molecular function: metal ion binding. The transcript is spliced from 3 exons. The record is from RefSeq and is a predicted model, not a curated record. Bases 1 to 1671 code for a protein of 556 amino acids. Lineage: Eukaryota; Fungi; Ascomycota; Sordariomycetes; Hypocreales; Bionectriaceae.
AUGGCAAGCUCCCAGCCGGAUGCAGCAGGCCCCGCCACCGACCUCGCCGACGACGCACCCAGCCAUCGCCCUGAUAGCAUAUACUCCGAUUCCGUCGCCUCUUCCGCAUCUGGGAGAUCUCCUGGCCGCCAGAGCUGUCCGUGGAGAACCCAAGACUUCCACGACCAAGAGUGCUCACGAUACUUCGACUGUCCGUCCCACACCCUUGAACGAUCUCGCUCGAGCCCGACCGAUCGUCACGCGGACCGCCCGCCCAACCUGGACCUGGAAGAUCUGGGAAUGGCGAGCCGACCAGGCGAAGCUACACAGAACGAGCAAACAACGCCUGCGAUCGCACCGCGCGACCGUCCGCUUCCGCCCCAACCUACGGAAGACGAGGCGCAGUCGGACGACGAAGGGUCGGCACGGCCAGAUGAACGCAUGGCUUCCUUUGCUCGCAGACCUAGCCAGGCAUCCGCCAGUCGACUACCGCCAUCGCCUGGUACGCCGGGGCGCUAUGAGUUCCGGCCUGGCGCGGAAAGACCUUUGAUCCCCUUGGGCCAUGGACCUCUUCCAGCGUUGCCCCAUAACCGUUCGAGACCGCACACGGGCGGUCGAAGAUCUUCCGAAUACAUUGCUCCGAGAUGGCAGCCGGAUGCGGAGGUAACGUACUGCCCAAUCUGCCAGACGCAGUUCAGCUUCUUUGUGCGGAAGCACCAUUGCAGGGUCGUGUGCAACGCUUGCUCACCUCAUCGGAUCAUCAUACCUCAUCAGUUCAUUGUGAGGCCACCGGGGUACGAGCUUCCUCCGGAGAGCUUGCUCAUGGAUCAACUCGGAAUUGGGUAUGUUGAUGUUCAUGGGUCUGGAGGUGAAAGGGUCAGACUCUGCAAUCCAUGCGUCCCAGACCCGAACGUGGCGCCGCCUCAGAAUGCCUCGGGUCCUUUGUCGCCGACCUCGCCUGGCUCGGCUCGCGUGCCACAUCAGCGAUCUCGAAGUAGUAUUGGAGAUGCGUAUGGUGCGGCGACUGCCUCUCACAGGUACGGCGUUGUUUUUGCCAGUGGUCAGCAGAACGACGUGUUUCAAAGUUCUGCGCCGAGACACAGAAGUGUCACAAUGGUACCUCACGCCAUGCCUCACCAGUCAUCACGAGCGCGGCCGGGCCCAUCCACGUACUACCCUGGUGUCCAUGCCCGAUACUCAACCAGCGCUUCGAGCUCAUCUGCACCCUUUUAUCCUGCGCGCUACAGCUCCAUUAGCCAAGGACCGGCCUCACCACGCCAUCGAAACCUGCCACCAACUCCUCAGAUCGCAGAGGAAGACGAGUGUCCCAUAUGCCACCGCGAGUUGCCUCGGCGGACACUCCCAGACUUUGCCACUCUGCGAGAAGAGCACAUCAAUGCGUGCAUCCAGUCGCACAGCACGUACGGCAGCCCACUGCCGAGGGCAGAAGGCGACACACGCGAGCAGCCCGCGGUCGCACCCAGGAGGACUGGCAUGUACACGUACCCAGCAACCGAGAAGGACUGCAUCGAUGAUGCCGAAUGCACCAUAUGCUUGGAGGAGUUUGCGGUCGGCGUGCCAAUGGCACGACUGGAGUGUCUCUGCCGUUUUCAUCGUUCUUGCAUCACCGCGUGGUUCGUCAACCAUCCAGGGAGGUGCCCGGUGCACCAGCAUGACGGUUUUGGAUAUUAG